Messenger RNA from Aspergillus calidoustus, 237 nucleotides. The record is from the annotation of a GenBank genome assembly. NCBI's taxonomy places the organism in Eukaryota, Fungi, Ascomycota, Eurotiomycetes, Eurotiales, Aspergillaceae.
AUGGAAGGCUUAGAGUGCUGGAACUGCGGCGUUCCCGGACACUUUGCAAGAGAGUGCAAUCUAGAGGAACAACGGGAAUGCUGGGAAUACUUGAGCUCGGAAGGAUGGCUCUGGAGCGCCAGUUUCGCGCACGCCGGGUCGACUCGUAUAGGCCUCCCAGAGCUUACCCUCCUCCCCGUCCCCUUUCGCCUCGCCCUCUUGAAAGCAGAAUAUCUCUCCCCCUCGGUGAUCGAAUAA